This is a messenger RNA of Lacerta agilis (Sand lizard), 1147 nucleotides long. RefSeq names its product anaphase promoting complex subunit 16 (gene ANAPC16). Gene Ontology annotation, biological process: protein ubiquitination. Bases 118 to 450 code for a protein of 110 amino acids. Lineage: Eukaryota; Metazoa; Chordata; Lepidosauria; Squamata; Lacertidae. The transcript is spliced from 4 exons. The record is from RefSeq and is a predicted model, not a curated record. Gene Ontology annotation, cellular component: cytosol; anaphase-promoting complex; kinetochore.
UCGUGCCCGCGAGCCUCCCAGGCGCGCUCACGUCUUACUCGCCGACGUCAUCCCGGUACGGCUCUCGUAAGUGAAGUUGAGGGCGGCUGAGGGUAAGCGAGGUUCAGACUGAGCAAAAUGGCUGCCUCUUCGUCAUCGUCUUCGGCUGGUGGAGUUAGCGGAAGUUCCAUAACUGGGUCUGGGUUCAGCGUCUCGGACCUUGCCACACCAAGAAAAGCUCUCUUUACGUACCCCAAAGGAGCUGGCGAAAUGUUAGAAGAUGGCUCAGAGCGAUUCCUAUGUGAAUCCGUUUUCAGCUACCAGGUUGCAUCCACAUUAAAGCAAGUGAAACAUGAUCAGCAGGUUGCUCGGAUGGAAAAACUUGCUGGUUUAGUUGAAGAGCUGGAGGCAGACGAAUGGCGGUACAAACCCAUAGAACAGUUGCUGGGGUUCACUCCUGCAUCGGGUUGAAAGUUUGUUGAUGUGGAAAGAUAAAUCACUUGCACGUUUCCCUUUUAAAAACACUUGGCUGUUUUCCAUUGCUUGGACUGCAGUGUAGUAAAGAACGGUCCAUAACUGGACUGCCUCUUACCAGAGCCAGUAAACUGCAGACACACAAGGUUUUAUUAAAGAAAAAACUUAUUCGGUUUUCCAGCAGCCUCACUCAACAGCUUGUUUCAGGAGGGUGUGAUUGCUGUAACUAAGGAGAUAAAAUCAUUUUUGAAGAAGAACCUGUUUGCUCAAAAGGGAAGGGGUGGCUAUUUAAACUUACAACCCUUUAUGCUGACCUUGGAGCAUGUGUGCUGAAAGUUGGCUGGGUAAUUGGACCCUUGUUACUGUUCAAGUUAAACUCCCGGAGGGCAGAGUCAAAAGGCAACAGGCUUUGGCCUUAAGCUGUCCCUUUGAAGAUGGAUGUGAUAAAACAAUAGGAUAGGAUCACUUGAAGGGCAGAAGAACAUUAACUGUUUCCUGUAUUUAGAUUCCUUGGUUUUUGCUGAGUCUGCGUUUUGUCAGCUGUUUCUGUCUCUUAACUGACUGUGGAAAUAUUGGCAGAAGAUGACUGCUGUUAAAUGCAGAGCAAGCCUCUGAAAAGCAGCGUUGGCUGUCCUCUCCUUUGUUCCAAUUCACUUGAACCGUCUGCUUGGCAAUUAAAUUAUUUCUACUGCUA